UUUUCGGUGAAAUUACCUAUGUGCAGCCCAGAAAUACAGGUUCAAUGUCCAUUUCCCUGGUAGUAUUCAGAUUUGAAGUUGCCGACGACUUGCCUUUACCGCAGGCAUUGGACUAUUGUGGUUAGUAUUUUAAUCAUAACUAUAACAAAAUUCUCAAAUCUGAUUGGCUAUCAACUGCCCUGAUUUCAGCCUUAACUGGACAAUUUAAUAGGACAGUACGCGUCAUGCCUAAGUAAUUGGACAGUACGCGCCAUCAAGCGCACGCUUAAAUGGCUUUUUUUCAUUACUAGCAUAAAAAAAAAAUUGGAAUUUCUGCUGCUAUGAUUUAAAAAAAAAAAGGGCUUACAUAUCACAAAUUUUGUUACAGUUAUUUAAUGUUUCUGUUUGUUUAAUCAUACUUGUGAUUAAAUCUCCGCCACGCCGGUCGUCCAUUCAUUUCUUACAGACGAAUUGAACUCCACUCAACCAUUACUUAUUAGUUUUAAUACCCGUUUCCUGUUUCUGUUUAUUUACAUUCAUUUCUAAUCGGCACUCGGACCACGGAGAUCCCCGACUUCAUUUCCAUUUUUUGAGUUAUGUUAUUACAUGCAAGAUGAGGUUAAUUUUCAUUGGCUUUACGACAUGACUCUGGCAUUACAUGACCAUAAAAUUAAUAUUUUGAUAUUAAAAACCAUAUAUAGUUGAUGUAUUGACAUAGCAUCAGUGUCUGCACGUAUCUUGACUAAAAUGGGGGAAUGGGGAGCUUUCUGACCAUGUAUUGAUCAUCAUAUCUGUAGUCUACCUGAAAAGUAUAAAGAGUUUCCUGCCCCCUCCACAGUCUUUUCCAAGGCUUAGUGGGGAGCAAGCAAGAAAUGUGAAUGAUGCUGGAGACAAGUGAAAAGUACAAGAGGGGUAUGAUGGAAACGAGCGCAGAGUGCUCCCUGCUUUCCUUAAUAAUUAACUCAAAUAUCUCCAAAAAGUCAUCGUGAGUGACUGGGAAUAAGCCACAGGAGGUGCCCCGUUUUCGAUCUCAUUUUUGUUCGUGAGUUUCCUGCAUCCCCUUCCCCUCCCCCUCCCCCCCAACACAGCUACAUGUGACCAUUUCCCCAACCUGUACCCUCUCUCAGUGGGGGCGGGUACAGCUAGCUACAUGUACUCUAUCCUUAAUCCCUAUCUCAAAAACGUCUUAGACUAUACUCCCAAAAAUUCCUGACCCACAUUAUUUUGUAUGAACAUUAACACUUACUUCUCAUUUAGGGCAAAAUUUUGGCUUAGGGGAGGGGUAAUUAUUGAUCCAGAUAUUUGCUAAUAGGCAUAGGGUAGUGACCUAACUAGUCCUUUUUAUAUGUUGUGAAUAUUAUAUGCUAAGUAGACUGUUUAACAAUUUUAUCAGACCAACAACAGAGGUAGGGCAAGGGUUAUUGCCAGAUUUUGUUUCAAAUGCUGAGGUAGCUCUAAACGUCAGAUGAAGUUAUAGAUAAAAAGCUUACAUUAAAACAUAUGUAUAUGAAAGUGAACUUAUGAUAUUUUUUGUUUCCUAAUCAUUGGUAUGUUAGCCCAAGGGUUUAAAAGCACAAUUCAAGAAAUGUCUGAAUCAGAUUCAGUAAAAGGUAAAGGAGAGAAUGGAGAACGAGAGGAAAAGGAUUCAGCGUCCUGUGAAGAAAAGAUGAAAGUUCACAGGGGAGAAAGAUAUCUGCAUGAUAUUCAACUUGAAACGAUGGUUAGAAGUAGUAUUGGUGAGAAUGAGAAUAACUCUUGGUACAGCUGACAGCACAUUGUGCCUCUUAAAGGAAAUAAUAAUAAAUUAUAGUCUAAAACUCAACCCUGAUUUAUUGCUAAUGACUUUAAAUCUGAUAAAUCACAGCUGAGUUUUAAACUCUUAUUUCCUUUGAAAAAAUAACAAAUAUACCUAGAUUUUUUAAAAAUGGAUAAACCAGAACAAAAGUUUGUCCAGCCUUUUUUAGAUAAUAAAAUGUUCUAUCCUGGCAAAAAUUUUUUGAUUGUGCCCCAUGCUUUGACAAUAUCGGAGAAAGUAUACUUUCUUGCACGCUUGUACUAUAUAUUAGAAUAAUUUCCUUUACCUUUAAUAGAUUAAAACAUUAAAAUUUUCGCAAUGAAUCAUACAACAUACAGUGUAGAUACAUUUAUCUUGAUAAAAACUUUCUUUUUUUGUAUAAUCUUCUCAAGACAAUUCUAUGGAGGAAGGUGUUAAAGAUGCACUUGAUAAAGAUGAGAGGGCGAAUACAACCAGUGAUUUUCAAGGCAAGAUAGCAUUCUUCUGUGGAAAUCCAAUGGUUGAAAUAAUCAAGGGCAUUAUUCACAUCUAUAAAAACAAGUAAGUCGAGAUGCAACUACACUUCACUCAAGAGUAUGAGAAUCAUUAUUGUCACUCUCUCGGAACCACUUAACUGCUGAGGAUUACUGAUUUCAAUGUUUACACAAACAAAAGGUCUCUUAUUUUUGCUUACAUUUUUUUUCGAAAACAGAGUAAAAACAAAAUACGUUCAAAUACUGAAAUGUAGCAAUUUUUGAGCAAUUUUUAUUUUUGGACCACUUACGAUAGUUUUGCAGAAAAGCAUUAAAUUAAUGACCAGGAUCGAUCAAUUCGCUUUGAAAAUUCAAAAGGCAAAAAAAUAUCCCUAGGGUGAAACGUGAGACUCCAAAAGAUCCACUGAAUCAAGAAUAAGCGCCCUCUUAUCCUAUUUUCUAUCACAACGUUAAAACUGCCAUUAGUGAGUGCAGACAUUAUACCAAUUUACCAGGAAACUUUGAAUUCAUUUUGCCUCCCAAAAUCCCAAAUUGUUCAUUUAAACCCCCAAAUUUAAAAUUUCCUUUAGUACUCCUGCUACUUUGAAUCUGGAGUAACCUUCCUUUUGGGACUUCUCCAGAUAAUUUGCUGCUCUUGCACGAUAAAAGCUGCAUAUGUAUGCAUCCUUAUUCCAGUUGAAACUUUUUUCUUUUUUUUUUAAUUGUUCUUUUAAAUUCUUCACCUUCAGUGAGAUGACGUCCUUAGCUAAAGGUGUUCAGCGGAGUGAGAUGAUUUGCAUGUUAGCUGUACCAGCUAAGAUGACUUGUAUUGAUCUUAUGCGGUUUGUGGCUCCUUCUGAGUAAGUUUGUGUUAUUUUUUGAUGUAAGUCACCAGGAACUGGAAAGUGGGAGAUGCAAGGUGAUGAAAACUUGCAUCAACUCAACUGUGUGUUGAAUUGGCCCAUGUGGUUAACUUGCACCCAGCUUUUCAAUCAGGAAAUUUUUCUUUAAGAGUUUCCACCUCCAAGUCAAAUGCAACCUAAGCAUAAUUUUUACCUUUCAUGUUUUUCGCAAAUGCAAAAACAAAAGUACGAAAAUAAAGAAAAAUAAAAUAAAUCAUCCAAAAUUUAAGCAUGUGAAAUUAAAUACUCAUGGAAAAAUCAAAUCACAUAAAAAAAUAUUAUCUUGAAAUACCAACAUCAUAUACAGGAUAUGUAUCCACAAUAUGACUUGUUCACUGGUUAUACUAGUAAGCUCCGUUUUGUAUCUUCAUUAAGUGAAAUAAGGUUAAUUUGCUAAGCUUUCACACGUGAUUGCUUUUUCAGUUUAACUAGAAAUUUGAAAGCUUUCAGACUUUUUUAAAAAAUAAAUGAAGUUGAGAAUGCUUAAAUUUUGAACAUAAAACCCCCUGAAAUACUCUUUCGCCAAAAUCGCAAAAUUCAGUACCAACAGGGUAGGUCUAAUUCACCAUUUCUUUUAUGAGCAAAAUUAACGAGAGCCAAGUUGGGUACCGGAGGUUUUUUCUUGCAUGCAGCAAGAUGCUUUGUUGUCGGUUGCAGGAUGACAGAUCUUUGGCUGAAGGUCUAGAGUGGCAAGGCAUGGGUCACAAUAAAGUCUUGACCCAGCCUGGACUUAACUGAAACCGGAAAAUGCGCAUGAAAAGUCUCUAGUAACCUGGCUAGUUUUUCAAAGGACAACUGACGGAACUUUAGAGUUGUUCUCUUGACCACUUACCCGUUUUCUUUGAAAUUAUCACCAAUUUCAAGCAGUUUGGGCUUUGAAAAACUCAUCCCUGGUUCAGUUAGUUGUGAGUUAAAAGAUAUUAUUCCCUUCUUUAUCAACACGCUGCUAUCACUGUAGAGAAUUUAUUGAAUGUGUCAAGAUCAUCAGAGACUCCACACCCAAUCAGUACAUGGUUCUUGUCAAGUUUAGAAAUCAGGUAGGCGGCUUUAAUCGAGGCUUUAAGCAUACAGCUUACUUCCUCAUUGCAGUCAUGUUAAAAAAGGUAUUCUGUUUCAUCUCGAAGUUCUACUCAUGACACGUUUUUAUAGCUAAGAGGGUUUGGGUGAGGGCAGACUUGGUAAAAUGGAGUUGCUCAAUUUAACUGGGUACUUCUCAGGGGUUCAAGACGGUUGUGAGAUAGCUAUAUAUCCAACUAGUGGCAGAUAUAUUAGGAUAGAGUGGAUUCCUAGAGACAUGGGUGCAGUACUGUGAACAAAUGCAAACAGUCAGAAAAUGUUCCAAAUUUCAUUUUGCAGAAUACAGGAAAAUAAAUGCUACCAUGCGAAAUUCCUGCCGAACCGAUUUUAAUGAUUGGCGAUGCACACCAGAGAAUUUCAUCCAGACUUAAACAGCUGAUAUUUCGCGAAGCUACCAACGUUUCCCCGCAAAGUGACGUAAUUUCGCGAAGAAACCUUUGAUGGCGUCGCGAAAUGUCGGCUGUUUUUUAAGGCUACACCUUUAUUAGUUAACAUAAUGUGUGUUUUGUUGUAGGAGCUGGCUGAUGAGUUCUACAAUACCUUUAAUGGUCAACGUUACAAUCUUAUAGAGGAUGAGGUAAAAAAACGUCAUGGCCUGAGCUUCAAAGGAAUCCGUGUGAAGUAGUAUAGGGUGCACCAGUUACCUCCUUUUUUUGGGAAGAAUCUCGUCUCUCUGCGGACGAAUACAUUCACGCCGUUGACGUCUUUAUCUCACGGAUAGAAAUGCGAUGACGGUGGAGGUGGUGGAGGGAGAAAACAAUAGAAAUGUGAUGGCAGUGGGGGAGGGGAAAACAAUAGAAGUGUGAUGGCGGUGGAGGUGGUGGAGGGAGAAAACAAUAGAAAUGUGAUGGCACUGGGGGAGGGGGAAAACAAUAGAAGUGUGAUUGAGGUGGUGGAGGGAGAAAACUAUAGAAAUGUGAUGGCAGUGGGGGAGGCGGAAAACAACAGAAAUGUGAUGGCGGUGGAGGAGGAGGAAAACAAUAGAAAUGUGAUGGCAGUGGGGGAGGGGGAAAACAAUAGAAGUGUGAUUGAGGUGGUGGAGGGAGAAAACAAUAGAAAUGUGAUGGCAGUGGGGGAGGCGGAAAACAAUAGAAAUGUGAUGGCGGUGGAGGUGGUGGAUGGGGAAAACAAUAGAAAUGAUUGAGGGGAAAAACAUAGAAAUGUGGGCAGUGGGGGGGAGGGAAAUGUGAUGGCGGUGGAGGUGGUGGAGGGAAAACAAUAGAAAUGUGAUGGCAGUGGGGGAGGCGGAAAACAAUAGAAAUGUGAUGGCGGUGGAGGAGGAGGGAAAACAAUAGAAAUGUGAUGGCAGUGGGGGAGGGGGAAAACAAUAGAAAUGUGAUGGCGGUGGAGGUGGUGGAGGGGAAAACAAUAGAAAUGUGAUGGCAGUGGGGGAGGGGGAAAACAAUAGAAAUGUGAUGGCGGUGGAGGUGGUGGAGGGAGAAAACAAUAGAAAUGUGAUGGCAGUGGAGGAGGGGGGAGGGAAAAACAAUAGAAAUUGGAUGACGGUGGAGGUGAUACAGAGGGGAAACAAUGAAGGUGUGAUGGCGGUGGGGGUGGUGGUAGUGGUGUAUCCCGCCAGAAUAAUGCGAUAAUUUUGACAUAAUCUCGAAAGACCUUGAUAACACUUCCUAGGAUCGAGAACAGGAAAGAAAAUGACAUUAUGAUUCACAGAAAAACCAUCUAAAUUAUACACAAAGUAACCCUGAUGUAACAGUACCGUACACCUUUUCACAUUUUAGACGAGAGGAGAAAACCCAGUUUUUGCGUGGUACCUUGCUUGAUAAAUUUUUGGGGGAGUGGAUUAUUCCAGUAUUUAACAGUCAUAACACCACUUUUUGGAAGCCGACUCUGUUAGCAAACCCCUUUCUUUUUUUGUGAAGAUCAACGGAAUCAGGGCCAUAUAGUACCCACUUAACCAAUCUGUCAAAUCAGUGAUACAUUACCCGCACAUUAUAAGGUUGUAACGGCCAUGACGUGAAACGCUACGUAAGGGUUACGGCUUUGCGUAGCCCCUUAUAGGAAUAGUAACGAAUCCCAUUUAAGGUGGAUUUCUACUGAGGCGUAAUUUUUUUUGUCUCGUGUAAACGUAAAAGUUCCGCUAGCUUCAACUUUUACGUUACUCGCGACCUUUCAUUUAUUGCCUCUACUUUACUUACGCACAUAAAAGUUACGCGACCGUGGAAAUCUAUCCUUAUACCGUACACUUUCUCUUUUCUCUCCGUUAGGUUUGCCACUUAGUCUAUGUAGCCAAGGUAGAAACCAUGAAGCUGUCAGAGGUAUGAAUGAGGUUUGUAAUGCGCCAAUCAAAUCACGGUGCUAUAAAUAGUCCCGCAUAGAAAAUCAACCAUCAUACAUGACGAAGUCGAAACCGUUCGUGAUCAACAACUAAGUGACCUCUUUCGUGAAACAAGUUAACGAUGAACAAACCCUAUCACACACAAACCAGGAUGAGCGAGCAUAUUUCAUUACAUUUUUAGAAUUUAUUUUACAACAAGUCUAUUUAGGAACACUGCAGGCGACCAUAGAGGUUUCCGUAAAGAAUGCAUGUUUCAAAGUAGACAGUGAUGUAUCUUUUCAUGAGUCGUUUUAAAGGAUUAAAAUUGAGCUGGUCUGGUUCUUGAAGGCACUUGCCGGUUUAUCGUAAGAAAAAUUCUAUCUAAAAGAUUUAACUCAGUGUUGUUUUAAUUCCUCUGCCGGAUUAGAACCGUUGUACCGACAGGCGAAAUUGAAAAACAUUAAGAUAAAAAAAGAAUCACAUGUUUAUUUUUAUAUCCUUUCUUUUAGCAAAAUAAUGCUAAUUUCCAUUCCCAUCUAAGCAUAUCGCCAUACAGACAUAAUGAAUAAUUAAAAUACAAUGCAUAGUAUCUUCGUGAUAGAGACUGUGUCUGACAAUGAGUGUGGAAAAUAGAUGACAAGGUCUAUUCUCUUCAGAUCUUUCGACUACACAUGCCUUGUGCCUCUUGAUGUUUAACUGAACCACAUCAAAGUUUUUAGUUUGCCUCCAGUUCUUCACAUCAGCUCGACUUGACAAAAGGACUGGUAAUAUCAAUACCACAAAUAUCACUUUAUUUGUUUCUAAAGGGAGCCAGUCUUCCAUGUGUCGGUCUAACAGAGCUGCCAAAGUGCCCGGUGUGUUUAGAGCGUAUGGUAAGUCUAUUUGAUUAUUCCGAUAUAAAAAGGUUCUAAACACUAAGAACGAUCCUCAAGACCUCUCCCAAAGAUUUGAAAUUUACUCCAACCGGCUUUUGCGUUUUCGUCUCGUACAACGCUUUGUGAUGAGCGUGCAUAAACGAAAAGGCAGACAUCGGACAUUGUUUUUCUGUCUUGAUUACACAGAACUAUAUUUAAAUAUAUUUCGUAGUCAUGUUUGUUUUUUUUCUUAAUUAAUACAAUCUGUAGAGCUGUUGUAAAAUAUAACGCAAAAUGAAGACCAGUGGGGGCUAUUUGUAGACAUCAGCGGGGAAUAGUUAAAAGAUGUUCAUUUCUUAAGAAAAAAAUACUAGGUGGUAGCACCUGUGCGUUGUUUUUAAUUUGCAUCAAGUGAAUUCAUUUUUGCUCUUCUUGUGUUAGAAUCAAAAUGUCACUUUUCUCUUUUGUUAUUUUCAGCUCAGACGGUAUUGCUAUAGUAAUGACAAUGUCAUCUUUUCCGUUAUAUUUCCAGGAUGAAUCUGUCGAAGGAGUUUUAACCAUUCUCUGUAAUCACUCGUUUCACGGAAGCUGUUUAUCAAAAUGGUCUGAUACGACGUGAGUAUUGUGAAGCUGUUUACUCAUUGCAUAUAGGACAGGUUAUGGCAGACAGUCAAGGGGUACAUUUCAGCGGCGGGGAGGUAGUGACAUGUGCGUAGUAUGUACCGCUGUAAAAAGUAGUGUGGGUUUAAAGCAGUUAAGUUGGAAAUUGGGUAUGCACAUCAGACAGUUUUAUAACCUGAAAAUAGGCUCUCUAGUGUGUGAGGGCGAACAGUAGCAAGCAGAGGCGCCAGUAGAUGGGGAGCUAGCCUGCGAGCAACGGCUUUCCUGUGGCUCCCGGGGGUAGGCAGGCUAAUGGGGAGUAGAAAAAAGAAGACAAGGAUUCCAUCACCUUCUCUUUACACCAAAUUUGCCGAGAGCCUUUCACAGACUAAGAGUUUCAUUCUGGAAUGGAUUAUCAUUUGCUCAAACUCAUUCCCAAGGCCACGCCAAUUUCAAAGGUGAAAUCCCGGGAACGAGCUGGGUUGUUAUAUAUUGGGAAAACGGGCAGUGCUUUUUUUUUUAAGGAACUAGUGUUAAAUAAGAAUACACCCUUGGAAACCAUGAAAGGGUUGCAAAGGGUUCAUUUAGAACUAACUAAGUGCUGUUUGUUAAUCGAUACCUUCUUUUUGUCUUGUUCAGUUGCCCAGUUUGUAGAUAUUGUCAAACUCCACAGCCUGUGGACGGGAACAAGUGCUUUGAGUGCGACUCUAAUGAGGUAUUACGCCGUCUACCAAUUUUCAUAUGUCAUAUGUCGAACACGAGACAGCGUGUUUAUCACAUAUCAAACACCGAGAAGAGAGCUGAUAAAACUAUUCUUUGGAAAGUAUUUUUGACGAUCGUCGAUAUGUUGUGAUGAAACACUGUUUUGAGAGUUAGAUCUAACUUCCUGCUCAUACUCGGUGUAAAAACCUGUAAAACUCACGAGUGACGUAAAACAAUUAAUACAAAGAAGUCACUGACAAGUCAAUACGAGCCAAAGAAAAUAAUAGCGAGAAAACAAAGAAAAAUUCACAAGUUUUUACACAGAGGAUGACCCUAACUUGCGUCACUUAGUGACUUUGAAGGGCAAUUAAAGGAUGUUAAAAUGAAGAUUGUUUUAUCAAAUAUUUAGGGCGUUACGAUGCGUGAUGUCCUGUGACUUUGGCUCCUUAAUUGUUAUCGAGUUUUAGGAAUGUAUCUUUUAGUUUUACAGGCAAAGACUUUUCUUUUCAGUAAGAAAUAAGUCGUCUUUUAUCUUCUUAAAAAUAACAAGACUAAACUAAUCGACUACAAAGUACAUAAACAUACAUAGAAAUAAAAAUAACAUUCAAACAAAGAAACAAAACAAAAACAAUGAAAGAAGCAUUUACAGAUGGUAGUUUGUUUUAAAAAUUAGCGACUGAAGCACUUCUUCGUAGCAUUUGCCUUUAGUUGAUUAAUUUUACCUUUUACUUUCCGUUCGUCUUCGUAGAGCCUGUGGAUAUGUCUCAUAUGUGGCCACAUAGGAUGUAGUAGAUAUCUAAGGUCGCAUGCGAAGAGGUUAGUGAGAACGGUUAAGACUCUUCAGUUAACCACAGCAGACGAGAUCAGUGCUCGAAGCAAAUUAAUCUAGCCGGCGAUGAGCGCGUGAAAGUCUAAUUGACCAAUCAGAACUAGAGGCAAAUUCAUGUAGCCGGCAAUGAGCUCGGGAAAGUGCAACUGACCAAUCAGAACUCGAAGCAAAUUCAUGUAAAAGUCCAACUGACCAAUCAGAACUCGAAGCAAAUUCAUGCACCCUGCGCUACACGCGAAGAAGUCCAACUGCGGACUAAUCAGAUAUCGAGGCAAAUUAUUGUAACCGGUGCUGAGCGCGGGAAAACGCGUUCGAACGACCAAUGCUAGCAAGGCAUGAUUGGUUCUGAUUUAGCUUCUGAUUGGUUAAGAAAUUGGUGCAUGAAGCUUUGGGCAAUCACAAGCGUGGCAUUGCAAACCACAGCUAUUUACUUGGGCUAACCGGUCGGUUCACGGUUUGGGCAAAUGGUAAGAAAAAUUCAGGACUGGUAAAUUUCAUUCCGAAAUCGUGUUUACCAUUUGCACAAAUCAGUUCCUUUUACCGAAAAACUGCCGCGAAAGUCUGAAACUCGAAUCAAAGUUGGGCUUUAACGAAUGGAACACUGAUUUCCGUUUGGAACAUCCCGUCCGAAACAAUAGGACUACCUUUUCAAAUGUUCCUCCGCUCCCGGAAAUUUUCCACUGGAACGAUUCCCGACCUAUCCAAUCGAACAAAACCGAACAAAAAACCAAUCGAACCCAAUCGAACUCCAAUCGUUCGAUUGGGUUCGGCAAUCGAACAAAAUCGAACACCUAUUUUGCUGUGAGUUCGAUUUUUGAACCAAUCGAACCAAUAUAAUCGAACAAAAUCGAACUAAUCCAAUGCAAUUGUCUCUUGGCGCCUCAAACUGAGUGAAACACGUGGCAUAUAAUCAUUGUCAGCUUUUAUUGAAUAAACAGGAACUGAACAUCAUACUGCAAGAAUGUCAAUGUUCCAAUAACUUUGCUGAAAAAAAAAGGAAAACAAUUCUCCUGUUAUUCCCGGGGGAAGUUUCUGUUAUCCCUCGUGGCAUUUCCGCUUGACACGAACACCACUGUUCGCCCUGGACGAGGCGCAAAAAUAGAACGCGUGUUCUUUUUCCGAUUUGACAACAUUGGUCAAAUGUUUGACCACAAGCGCAUCCUAAUUGGCCGAAGUUAAUUGCCAACUGUUUGGUGGCUUAAAUUUAAUGAGAAUUCCUAAGCGAGUCGGAAAAGUAACUGUUUUCACGAGAUUUCCGGUUGAAAGUCGCUAAGCGACUUGAAAAAUCGCUCGUGAAAACACGGCCAUUUUCUCCUUAAAACCCGGUGAAAACAAAAUCCGUUUAGCAUAAGUGCCCGUAAGUGGGAUCAUAACUCACCAUUUCAUCCCGUCCUUAAAGGGCCAAAGUGGUGAGACCAACGUCCGCUCAAGAUGUCCUAACUGCCCUUUAGUGUUGGUAACCUUGAAUGCUCUUCCCUUAGAGCCAAUCUUCUUAAAGAUAAAGAAUUCUUCUCCCACAUCAACAGUAAAAUUACAUUCUUGGUAACCUUUUACACUGCAUGUAAUUUCAAUACAUGUAGUGUCCUCCCUCUCCUCCGUGUUUGACAUUUCAGACAUUUCAGUCCUGGGGUUCAGUGCUCAGCAAAAGCCGCGUAAAAAGGGAAGGGAGUUAGCGAUGAUUUCACUUUCACCUUCGGAAUUUUCCAAUACCACGUGCCUAUCAUGCGAUGCGGCGUCCGUUAAUCGAACGUUCGAUUAUACCAAUCGUUCGGUAAUCGAACGUUCGAUUGGGUUCGAUUACCAAUCGUUCGGUAAUCGAACGUUCGAUUGUGUUCGAUUGGCAAAAUUUUAUUGUGAAUUCGAUUAUGUUCGAUUCAGUUCAGCAAUCGAACGAUUGGUGUUCGAUUGGGUUCGAUUGCCGAACUGUUCGAUUGGAUGGGUCGGGAACGAUUCGAAAAGCCGUGUACCAUUUACUCCAUGGAUUUACCUUUCCAUCGGCUUUCUCAGAGACUUUUGGUAAAUGGUAAACAUCCAAGCUGGAAAGAAUUAGGGAACUGUCCUUUUAACAUGAUAGUCAAAAAUUGUCAUGAUUGUCUAGUAGAGCUCGAUCGUAGUGUUGAUUGACCUCACUUUGCUUCUCUCCAAGAUAUAGUCGAUUUUAUUUGUUGCUUUGUAAUCACAGACAUUUCCAAGAGACUCAACACACGUAUUCUUUAGAGCUUGGGACCCAAAGAGUAUGGGACUAUACCGGAGGUACGAUAUAUUAUCGCUCUAUAUUCCUAUUACUUUGGCGUACCAUGGCGAUGUGAAUUCCCAUUUUAUAAAGUGUAGCAUUUUCAUAAUCACAGUCGCUCUCUAGCCGCCGUUCUGACUCUUUUCUCAUGCUACAUCAUGCUGUUCUUUGGCUUACCAUGGCGAUAUGAAUUCCUAUGAUAUAAAGUGUAGCAUUUUUAGUGUAGCAUUUUUAUAAUCACAGUCGCUUUUUAGCCGCCGUUCUGACUCUUCUCACGCUACAUCAUUCUGUUCGUCGUUACAUCAGGUAACGCAUUCAGGAUCCCUCAAUUUGUAUUCUUGAAUGAGUUUCAUUUGUUAAUUUUGUUUUUGUUUGCAAGGCUAGUCUUUUGUAAGAAUAAAAAGCAAUAAUUCCUUGAAAAACCAUGCUUCUGCUGCUAUUGAUCAAAAAGUAACUAAAGCGUUUACUUCUUCCUUAGAUAACUUUGUACAUCGUCUGAUUCAGAAUAAGACUGACGGAAAACUAGUAGAAUUUGGGUCAGGACAGCAGGUGAGGACAGCACUGAGUGGAAAAUUCUAUGUUUAUCUUAAAAGCGAUAAGUUUGAAUUUGACAUAUACCUAAUUCAAUAAAGGUUGCUUUCACCAUUGGUCAUUUGCAAUUGGGUAUUGGGGGACGUGUUUUUUUUUAUCCGCGCCCCAAAUUUUUGUCCGCACCUUCCGCCCCCCCCCCCUCAAAGAUGACUGGAUUCCGAACCCGCAGAUUUUUGUCGACACCCUUUGAAAAAUGAAAUCCGAAGGGCUCCUGUUUGGUCGGCACCUUGGAAAAAUUUGUCUUAAGGGUCCAAAUUUUGUCGGCUUCUUUGAAGAAAAAAAUCCGAACACCCUAUUCAAAAACCUGCUAUCCGCAGGGGGGUGCGGAUAAAAAAUGGAACGUCCCUGGGUAUUUGGGCAUACGGAACUCACUGCAAUGAUUUGCUGGGGUGACCGCCAAACAAGAGUUUCCCAGAGCGCUAUUGUCUUUUAUGGAAUCGGGGAUAUGCUGGAACACAUUAAGGUGGGGUUUGCAUUACGUGUUUACAAGAUUUAACAAAAGCGUACUCUUUUACUUGCUAAUUUUGCAGGUUAUGGAUGAAGAAAAGAUGGAUUCUUUAACGCUAGAGGUAAUAUGUGUGAUUUUUUGUAGUAUGAAAUCUAGGAGCCUGUGCUUCAUGAAUAAUCGUAGGGAGUCCGAAAGCUCUAAAUUACCAAAUUCAAGGUGCCCUUCACAAGGCCGGUAAUUGUUAAGAUCGUUCAUUGGUGUAAAUUGGGAGAAACACACGAAUUCAGGACAGUGUAAGCAUUUUCACUGAUUCUCUCAGCUUGUUCCCCAGAUAAUAGAAUUAAAAUUUGUUAGCAGAAAGGUCUUUUCUUCGGGGAACAUUUUCAACAGAUUGAUAGAAAGAGUAUAGUAAGCUGCUGAAAGCCUGAACAAACAUAGUGGUAUACUUAAAGCUGCUCAUAAAUCGUGGUAUCCGAUUCGGCGAUGGCGCAAAAGAGGAAACCAGACUAUCGUUAUCCCUAGUGCGGGACAACAACAACAAAGUCCUUAACCCUUUUGAUGAUUCGUCCUCAUGUUUCUCACUUUUGUUUUUAGUACACGUACCUUUUAACCAGUCAACUAGAAAACCAAAGGCAUUAUUUCCAAGAAAAAAUUACACAGAUAGAAAAAGAUGCCGCUGAACAGGUGAAUAAAGCGUUCAUUGUUUUCCCUAUUUUGUAUCCAAAACUCGGCUUCUUUGUUAUAUGUAGUCAGCUUUCUCUUAACGCACACCUCUUUAAGGCAGAUACUAAGCUCCAUACGAAAACACCACGGAGUUGGUAACACGGCGCACUGCUGCCAAAAUUGGCGACUCGUCUCUAAAAUUUUGUUUUACUUGCUACGGCGACCAAAGAAAAUGGUCGCAUCUUGGUUUCAAUUGGAGCGCUGACGCUAGAGACCCGAAGUAUAUUUUGCGGUAUGCAGCGGGUUUUAUUUCACGAAGAGAUUGCAGCGCUUCUUGCUGUCUCCACAUUUUCCCGCCGAAAAAAGAGACGGACACCACUCUAAAUACUGACACUUACUGCUGUUCUUACACCAUAUGUUAAUAAGUUAUUUAUAAUGGAAAGUAAAGGAAACUCCGCUUUAGCAACAGACCUACGUUGAGAUGAAUUGAAAAAUUGUCGCAGCAAUCGGAAAAAAAGUUUGCUGUCUUUAUCAAAUCCCUGUGGCCCGAUGGAGCAGUUAAAUAUAUCAACAAACAUUGCAUAUUCGCCUUACAGUCUUUGUCUUUCCCUUACUUGAUUUUUUACAUUUGGAAACCUUUUUAAGGUGAGUUCAAUGGAAGAGCGGACGAAGAAAACACUGGAAGAAUGUAAAAAACUGGAAUUGAAACUUUCCGAAGCUGAAAAAGAAAAGAAAAACGUGGAAAAGAAAUAUGCGCAGGUAUUAACUGACCUCCUACAGUAAAAAUCCGCGAGUAAGAACCUGAAAAUUAAGAAUCUGUUAGCCUAAAAUUUGCCAUUUAUAUCCCCUAUAAACAAGAACCUGUUUAGCCUAGAAAAUGAAAAACAGGUUCUUAUUUUUUAAAAUCAUAUUAUUGAAAUGCAGCUGCAAAACUUAGCCUGAAAUUCAUCCGAUUGCUUUGAGUCGUUUUCUCCUCUCAACAACUGAGGGAGUAAUAACGACUCGAAGUAAUCGGAUGAAAUUCAGGCUACUGCAAAACUGUGCAAGAAUCCUGUUUGGAGAAUUAGGAACUUGGCAUUGCUGUGCAAAUAAAAGUGCUAAUUUACUGAUGUAAUAAAAAAAUAAAGUGCAAAAGAUUAACAUCAUUGUAUCGCAUUUUGAAAUUGACCAAUUCUUGGUUUGCAACCACGUGACAAGGCGGCCAUGUUGGGGGUCAAAACAAAAGAAUAUUUCCUCGAAGAAUUUACAUGAAAAUAGAGUUUAGUUCCCAGAGGAGAGAAAUGCUUUUGUUAUUGACCACCAACAUGGCCGCCGUGACGUCACGUGCAAACCAGCAAUAGGCUGAUUACCAUCUUGUUUUGUAGCUUGUUUUUUUAUUUAAUUUUUUUUUACAGAAAUAAGAACCGAUUUAAGAACCUAAAUAGCCUAAAAUUGUGUUAACUACCAUUUAAAUAAGAACCUGUUUAGGCUAACUCCAGAAAAUGUAGGUUCUUACUUGCGGGUUUUUACUGUAUUAAAAUACCAAUGCAUUUGCUUUGAAAACUACACAAACAUUCCCAAAUUUUAGUUUGCAAACUUUCAGUCAACAAUCAGCAACGCUGUUAGUGUUCACGGUGAAGGUGAUGUUACCAAGGUGACACAGGACGAUUCACAACGACGAGUUUUAGCGCAACGAUGUUGCUUUUUAAAAUGAUGCCCGUUAUGCCGUGUAACAUGGAUGCGCCGACGAUUUUCAGCACAAUUUUUGCGCUGCAAGUUUUUGCAUAGGCUUCAGAAACGUUCAACACCAAAUCACGAAUUUCGUUCAGAUUUUUUCGUGUAGCAUACGUGUCGUCAAUUUUCCGCGAAACGCCUUUUAAGAACCCUUUUGCCUUCCUUUGUCGCGCAAAAAAUCGUCCCGGGUAACACGUCUGUUUUCAACGGAUCUCGCGUGCACGUUUGUGUUGCGCUAAAACUUUUCGUUGUAAAUGGUCCCGUGUUUUAUCUCCUAACCUUGCAACGCUGUGUUGAGCUAAAAAUCUUCGUGGCGAAGAAGACUUCAGUUUACUAAACUGGUUACUGAAGAAAUAUCUGUCAGUUCUGAUAGUUGUCACUGAGGUUCGCCACUCGGCGUCAACUAUCUGCCGAUAGAUAUCUUGAGUUCGCCUUUUAUUGUUAGAUUGGGAAUGUUGGGCCAUGUACAGACAAUGAAAAUUAAAAAUUAAAACUUAAUUAAAAUCAAUAUAAAUACUUUAGAUUGGUGGAUAUUCUCUAAUUUUUGCAGGUUGUAAACAGGGUUGGCAAACUAGUCACCAAUCUCAAAGAUGAACAAGAGGUUUGUAAACCGACUAACUUUUGGACCUUUUAAAUUGAUACUCUGUAACAUGUUAACAGUAUUUUCUAGUUUGGCCGGAAGGUAUUUACCAUCGUAGUGCCCGCCCCCUUCAAAAUAGACGGCUUUCCAUCUUUUUUCGGAUUUAGGGGUGGGCCGAGGGGACCGCGUCCCCCCUUUUUUGUGAACUGAUUUUCCCUAACUUCUAAAGAAUUCUCAGUAAAAUAAAACUUAUCUAUAUAGCUGGCAAGUGUCCCGGCCACCCUUCCCGAAUUUUCUGGAUCCGCCCCUGGUCUUUACAACAAUCGAAAUACUCGAUGUGAAUAAGUAACUCAAUAUUCUCUGUUUUCAGCUAAACAGGUGUUUGCGAGACAAUCAGAAGUUAUUCCAAGAGAAGUUGUCACAAACGGAAGAAAAGUUACAAUUAUUGGAAGCUGCCAAGAAACAGGUACUCCUUGAAAUCAUGUAGCUGAUCGAAGACUUUCGAGUGGGCCAGACGCUAAUCGGUUUUCUUUGAUUUUUCCAUAGGAAGUCGCUGAUCUCCAGGAGCAACUAGCAGAUCUCAUGCGCCAUCUGGAGACACAGCAAGCGAUAGCCAGCGCCUCGGAAGAAACAAGACAGGUAUUUUAAUAAAAACCUUGGUUUUAGAAAACAUUCGUCUCUUCUCGCUGCUCGCCGUGUGGGACGUAGACAGCUGUUUUCGCGGGCUACCUCGGUUUGGUCUCACGCUACUUUCAAUACGACUUGCUUGCGUGUACGUACGGGCAUAAUUCUUAGAAAACGUUGAAUUGACCAAAUAAGUGGUACCGAGAAUUACGGACAAAAUCACACAAGGUAAAUUUAAUUGAUGCUUAAAACACAUUUUCCACACCACUUGAGGUGGUUUUCACGUUACGUCAUCGCCGCCAUGCUGGUGGACGGUAAACAAAAGAUCGCUCAUUAGCUCGCUUUGUUUGUCCACCAGCAUUUGGUUAUUUCACCAUUGUUAUUUGUGUCUCCCGAGAUUGCAUGAAGACCACCGAUAGGAAGAACAGGGACAACAAACGAGAAUUUAUAUUUUGAUAUUAGGUAUUAGGGUUAAAAGUGUUUAACUUAAGUUGUCUUCUUCUCUUACAGGAGUUGCAAGAAGGUCAAGUAUUUGUGGGUGAAGGAUCAGGUGGUACACACCACACAAAGAAAACAAGGCGAAAGAAACAGUAGAAUCGCCUGUUCACUCUUUGCUUACUCAAAUCAAAGGAGGUCUUGCUUGAAAGGCGAAGCAUAGCCAUUAUUUUGAGCAUUAUCAACACAGCCCAGGGUGGGAUACGCGCUCUCUUAACAACUGGGACUAAGAUAUUAAUUUAUACGUCUAUGUGUUUGCAUGCGAAGACUGUAAAUAGACUAAAUCAGGAGCCCAUCUCCUGACUAAAUCAAAGUAUGGAGAAACUUAACAAGGGCGGAGGAGAAGGGUUGUCCAAAUUCAAUCGCGCAACCUCGUGAUCGACUGGAUUACCAAAUUCUAGUGCUGAAAAUGAAAAAAAGAAUAACUUACGGGAAACAGAAGCAAGUUCAGCAGCGCGCAAAAUGAAUGCUACGCGCGCUGUGAUUGGUCGUUGUCCAUGAUCUAUUGGAGUAGACACACAGAUGACGUUAAGGCAAACUUGUUUUCUUUGUUUUAUCCAACAUGGCGCGCGGUUUUGAAAAUGUUUGCGUGAUAAUUUCGGAUUAAGCAAGUGAAAGCCCCGAAAAAAGUUUAGCUGGAGCUGUUUACAAGUAAGAAAAACGGAGAAACCGAGACAAGAGAUUUCUUGGCGACUUAAAAAUACCUAAACUGCAAGAAAUCCUCACAACAGUUGCACUCACCGCUGCGAGAGAUUGCGACGUUUUGAAUACAUUUGCGCGAUCACUCUGCUUUGAGAACGUGAACGCCUUGCGAAACGUCCGGGGAAACUGCCCUUAAAUCAUUUUUACGUCAUCUGUGAUCCUUACUGAACAGACGACAGCUAAACUGUAGUAUAAAAUAAAGCAGUUAUUCUAGAGAAGUGUUCAAAAUAGCAGUUUGCCUUCUUAACAAAACCCUUAAGUCUGAUGGCGAAGGAGAAAGCAUAAAGAAAACACUUAACGAAUAAUUAAAGGCUGUAAAGAAUAGUUUUAUUUAAGUGUUCUACAAAAUAAAGACACAAAUCAAAAUCACAC
Messenger RNA from Porites lobata, 17886 nucleotides. The record is from the annotation of a GenBank genome assembly. NCBI's taxonomy places the organism in Eukaryota, Metazoa, Cnidaria, Anthozoa, Scleractinia, Poritidae.